Messenger RNA from Cryptomeria japonica (Japanese cedar), 783 nucleotides. Its product is annotated as probable E3 ubiquitin-protein ligase RHY1A. Gene Ontology annotation, cellular component: cytoplasm. Gene Ontology annotation, molecular function: ubiquitin protein ligase activity. The coding region runs from base 1 to 783 and encodes 260 amino acids. NCBI's taxonomy places the organism in Eukaryota, Viridiplantae, Streptophyta, Pinopsida, Cupressales, Cupressaceae. The record is from RefSeq and is a predicted model, not a curated record. Gene Ontology annotation, biological process: protein ubiquitination. The transcript has 2 exons.
AUGGUACAACUUAGGUGCACUGCAUGUGAAACAGACGUGAAUGCCUCUGGUGAAUGUAACUGCAAUUACUCUAUUGAGUUUGGAAAUGAACAGGAUAUGGAGAUGUACAAGAAUAAUUUCACUGAAGUAAUCAAAACUUGUAUUAGAUUAAGGGUUCCCACCAUUUCACAAAUAUUCCAAGGAAAUUCCAGUUUCCAUGUUAAUGGGCAAGGCAGAAUUAUUAGGCAAAUGCGUUUAUAUCCUAAUGUUUCAAACUCCAUCGAGAAUGGAACAUCGAGAGAUGAUACAAAUAUAAGUCAUCAGAAUUCUCCCAGACAGCCUUAUACUCUUCCUGUUAGAGUAUUGCUUUGGGGGACUCGAAUAAUGUGGGAUACAAUAAUUGAAAUUGUUGGCCAUGAGCUGAAUUGGCAGCAAAUACUUGAAGACAUUGAAUUGAAUAGAGUACAGUUAGGAUGGCAUUUUUUUGAUUCUGAGGAGCAGAUUGAAGUAUUUGGAAAUUCUUUUGAAGAUUUUGCAUUUAGAGGAACUCCCCCAGCAGCUAGGGGUGCAGUGGACAGUUUAGAGAGACAAACGAUAGAGGAGGAUAGAGAUUUCUUGUGUUGUUUAUGUCAGGCUACUUUGUUGGCUGGUGAAAAAUGUGUGAAAAUGCCUUGUAAUCAUGAAUACCAUGAGGGAUGCAUUUUGCAAUGGCUGGCAACUUCUAACUCUUGCCCAGCCUGCAAAUUUGAACUGCCCACUGAUGACCCAGAUUAUGAAGCACGAAAACAAAGGAGAAGUAGAUAA